Molecule: messenger RNA, 345 nt
Organism: Hyaloperonospora brassicae
Lineage: Eukaryota; Oomycota; Peronosporomycetes; Peronosporales; Peronosporaceae
Source: the annotation of a GenBank genome assembly
AUGUUCAGCGUGAUUGCCAAGCUCAUGGACGCGCUAUUUCCGAAUUGGCGGGCCAAGUUGAUCGGCGUGUCGAGCGACGGCGAAUACGAUGACCGGGCGCCACCGCGGCCUCGUCACGAGGCUGGUGUCAGCCCCCGAGUACAAUGUCCUGCGCUUCUGGUGCGCUCCCCACCAGAUCGACAUCCUUGCCAAGCAGAGUGCCGACAGAAUCGACGGCGGGGCGUGGAUAAAGUUUGCCUAUUCCUACACCGUCUACCUGCGCGCUCAGAAAAAUUUAAUCAUAGAAAUGGACGUCAAGUGCCCCAAAAAGACGAACCGCUGGGUGCAUCUCGAAUAAGUGCUUGA